CAGAGGAUGAGGAUCUGCUGACAGUGAGGAGCCAAUGAUGUCUGGAUGUCAGACUCUGCAGAGAAGAUGGAGCUGGAGGAAGACCUGGUCUCUGGACCCGAUGGAGAAGAAAAGAUAACAGAGAAGAUAUCACUCAAGUCAGAAGACGUCACUCAGAUUUGCUGUAUGGAUAAUUGUAAUACUUCUAAUACAUCAGCAACCAAGGAGGUGACAUCAUCAGGUAUAGAAUGUGAUGACAUCACAGAUGGUGGUCGGUUAUACCACUGCAGGAUACAGGCAAACCCUUCACUUUCUGUUAGUUCAGAUUGAGAGCGCUCAGUUUUCCUGAGAGUGAUAAAUAUUUCUUCUUCUAAUAUGACGAGCCCAACCCUGGCUAUCCUGCCAUUGUUUUGGGCAUUAUGGACCUUCGUGGGUGUCCUUACCACCUUCACCAUGACCAUCGCACAAGGCCAUUACCGGACAGGGGUCAUCAGCAUCAGUGACACUGGAGCAGAAUAUCCGGAAUCCAUCGUGCUGACUAUAGUGUCCACCGUAUCUUCUCUGCUAGAGGCCGGGAUUUUAUACAUCAUCUACAAGUCCAUGGAGAUCAAGGCCCUGAAGAGAAGCCUUUGUGGAAUCACCUACCAAACAUGGCUGCUAACAUUUGGAUGGAUGACCUGUAUUGGAAACAUCAUUACCCCAUUGAUACAGGAUUCAUCAAUGCUUAAUGACGGCUGCCUGGCGGUGUUAUCCAGUACCAUCAACUACGGGGGAAUAUCUGUGGCAUCUCAGCUGUAUCCAGGCUACAGGGACCGGAGAUGUAGGCGCCUUACCACCACGGUGCUGUCGGUGACCAUCUUGCUGGCAAACAUUAGCCGGUUAUCCUGUAAAAUGAUGGCAUUAUACACCUGUACAAGCGAGUUCUGCACACAGUCUUCCAGAAUUACGCUGACCAUCCUGGAGUGGGUCGUAUUGUGUUCUCCUGCAUAAGCCAGAUUCUGCUAUAUUGGGACUUCCCGGUUCUUACUACAACAUCUAAGAGGAACAUGAUAGAAGCCGAGAGCGUCCUGAGUGUGGAUCCAUUGACAGUGCCUCUAUUAGAUGGAGAACUAGAGGAUCAACCAGAUGACGUGACGCCAGAUGACGCUUCAUCAUGUGACUUUGUUACAGUAGAACUAUUUUCAGCAGAGGACACAAUACCAUCAGAGUAGGAGCAACAGCGUCCCACUGGAAAAGCCCCCCCCCUCUCCCCCCCCCCCCCCCCAAAAAAAAAAAAAAUGGAUGGAUAGAUCUAUCUAUCUAUCUAUCUAUCUCAUAUCUAUCUAUCUCAUAUCUAUCUAUUAUGAGAAGGUGAAAGGCAUGGUGGUUGAUGGGCGAUAUGUGUCACCAAGGUUCCUGGCCUUGGUGAAGUAAGAGCCGGUAUUUAGUCAGUGUCUGUGCUGUGAUGCAGACUGACACUGUGGAUGUAGUAUGGCUGGAAGGCCUAUCUGGGACCACUCUUACUGGGAAUGGCCAAGUGUAGGGUGGGGGCCAUUCCCCACAAUCCAGGCCGCCUUUUGUUGGCCUUAAAGGCAGCCUGCUCCACCAGCUGAGGGGGAUUUACUAGUUGCAACUCACACUGCCAGAGAGAGCUGAGAGUGGAAUCCUUCCCUGAGAGGUUGGAAGAUGGUCGGCCGACUGCCUGGAGGCCUGGAAAAGACUUGCUUGAUGCCGCAUGGCAUGGACUCAGGAUCAGCUGGCACCUGUUGUCCUGUGUGAAGCUGCUUCCUUGUGACUUUUCUAUCUAAAUAAAUAUAUUUUAUUACUUGGGUUUCCUUGUUUUAUGUGU
Molecule: messenger RNA, 1807 nt
Organism: Hyla sarda
Lineage: Eukaryota; Metazoa; Chordata; Amphibia; Anura; Hylidae
Exons: 8
Coding region: 355-969 (204 amino acids)
Source: RefSeq, a predicted model, not a curated record